AUGUCAGAAAGUUUCAGCACGCCUCAACAUGAUCACAAGGGUACCGUCACCGACGUUUUGCGCCAACCCGAGCAGGCCCACCACGAGUCGCGAACAAAGUCGCUCGCAAAGAACUACAAAGGCUUCGUCGCAGGAGUCUUCUCGGGUAUAGCGAAGCUCUCUGUCGGCCACCCUUUCGACACAGUCAAGGUUCGAUUGCAGACUUCGCAGAAGUCACAAUUCAAGGGGCCGCUAGACUGUCUGUUACAGACCCUAAGAAGAGAGGGAAUUGCAGGAAUCUACAAGGGCGCAACUCCGCCACUGCUAGGAUGGAUGGCCAUGGACUCUGUCAUGUUGGGGAGCUUGACAGUUUACCGCAGGCUGUUGCUUGAAAACAUAUUUGCCAAUCCUGCUUUCCGGCCCGGGAAGAGCGCCUCAGAGCUCUCACACGAGAAAUUGCCUGCUUUUGGACACGGGAUCGCAGGAACCAUGGCGGGCGCUACCGUUUCUUUUAUCGCUGCGCCCGUUGAACAUGUCAAGGCAAGGCUACAGAUUCAAUACGCCGCGAAGAAGAAGGACAGGAUGUACAGCGGUCCCAUAGACUGCACGAGAAAGAUUCUCCGUUCCCACGGUAUUGCUGGCCUCUAUCACGGCUUGUUCUCAACAUUAAUCUUCCGCUCAUUCUUCUUCUUUUGGUGGGGCAGCUACGAUAUCCUGACGACCUGGUUCAAGAAACACACAACUCUAUCCACUCCUGCAGUCAACUUCUGGGCCGGCGGGAUGUCGGCACAGGUUUUCUGGCUGACGUCCUACCCUUCAGACGUGGUCAAACAACGAAUCAUGACAGAUCCUUUGGGAGGUGCUCUUAAUGACGGCACUCCUCGCUUCAAACACUGGAAGGAUGCGGCUGUUACUGUGUAUAGAGAAUCCGGAUGGAGGGGUUACUGGAGGGGCUUUGUGCCUUGCUUUCUCCGGGCAUUUCCCGCGAAUGCGAUGGCGUUGGUAGCUUUCGAAGGUGUGAUGAGGGCACUGCCUGAUUGA
This is a messenger RNA of Fonsecaea pedrosoi CBS 271.37, 1020 nucleotides long. RefSeq lists its product as uncharacterized. The coding region runs from base 1 to 1020 and encodes 339 amino acids. Gene Ontology annotation, biological process: transmembrane transport. Gene Ontology annotation, molecular function: transmembrane transporter activity. The record is from RefSeq and is a predicted model, not a curated record. The transcript is spliced from 2 exons. NCBI's taxonomy places the organism in Eukaryota, Fungi, Ascomycota, Eurotiomycetes, Chaetothyriales, Herpotrichiellaceae.